AUGGCCUAUGGAGAAGCAGAAGAAUCGUACCUCCCAGGCCGUGAUAGUCGGGAGAUUACCGUUGGAUCUUCCUCGCGCCUUCAUCGCAAUCCCUCGGAGCAGGGGGGCUGCACUAUAAAUGAGAGUUUUCCAGAAGUCUCCCAGCUGGAGUCUACGGAUCUGUGCAGAACCCGACAAGGCAGCGAAAACUCUCCAGGAAUCCAAAUCUCCUCUCCCCGCUCUGGGGGUGACACCACUUUCCUUGUUCGGUCCUUCUGCCAGAGCAUCUGCAAGAACUACAGUGACCUCCACAUCGGUGGUGACCAGGUUCUUCCCCUAUCAGCCAACGUUGAGGAGCAGGUGCAUGUCGACGCCCAGGCAGUCGGUCCCUUCUUACAGUCAUGUGAUGUCCCCCCGCCUGGCGAGGACUCUCCUCCACGUGGAGCUGCACAGAUUGCCCUAAUGCUGCCUCUCAGGGGGGGCUCCAAUCACUGGAGAAACGGCAGUGGUCGAGAUCGGAGCUUUUUGUUACAAGGGCGAGAAGGACCUUUCACCAACUCCCUUCUAAACAGCUACCUGGAACAGAAGCUUCUAGAUCUGUACCAGCAGUACAUGAUGGAGAACAUGGCCAGGAAUUCUGGCCCCGUUUGCCCUCUGCUGGGCUCAGAAAUGAUCAUGACCAGCCUAGACCAGAUCACCUUACAGCUCAGCCGAGAUGGGAAUCUAGAGGCCGGUGUGGCCAAGGACAUGGUGCUGUCGUGCUUUCUGAGGGUGGCUGGGGAAGUGGAGUCAAGCGAGAUCAGCACACCGGUCCUUCAGAUCUCCAGUGAUGCCUCCAGGGAGCAUGUAAACCAACACAAAGAGCAAUGA
This is a messenger RNA of Nerophis lumbriciformis (worm pipefish), 849 nucleotides long. The record is from RefSeq and is a predicted model, not a curated record. Lineage: Eukaryota; Metazoa; Chordata; Actinopteri; Syngnathiformes; Syngnathidae.